AUGAUAAAAAAGAUUUCCGUGGACCCAAAGAUGGAAAAUCAGAUGUCCCAGUUGGAAAUAUUCGCCAAGAUGAAGUUGGAAGAGAAAGGAACUAGUCAGUUGUAUUUUCUCAUGAAAACCCCCAAAAAGGGGGCCAAAAGGGCAAGAAGAACAUAUGAAGUUGCGGAUCAACCCAAUAAAGCUUGCCUGAUCAACAAGCCAGAAUUGAAGUCGAUUAUUGGAGAGUCGGUGAGGGUUGUUGCAAAACCGCACAGGAUUGUUGAAAGAAUCCAAUGA
Molecule: messenger RNA, 276 nt
Organism: Caenorhabditis angaria
Lineage: Eukaryota; Metazoa; Nematoda; Chromadorea; Rhabditida; Rhabditidae
Source: the annotation of a GenBank genome assembly